Messenger RNA from Microthlaspi erraticum, 1605 nucleotides. The record is from the annotation of a GenBank genome assembly. Lineage: Eukaryota; Viridiplantae; Streptophyta; Magnoliopsida; Brassicales; Brassicaceae.
AUGGAUUGCUCAUCAAACCCUACCAUCACCGACGAGGAAUUCGAUCGAUUCCUCGACGCACCUGACGAAUUUUACUACGAUUGCUUCCCGAUCCGUUCCCGUUCCCACCGCCAGCAUUCGGCUAAUCCCUCCGCCGCGAGUCUCCGGCGGCGAAAGUCGGCACCUAUCCGGAAUUUGAUUUCUUCCGAUGUAGAUUCGGAGCCGUCUUCUUCCUCUUCCAAUGGAUUUCAAAUCAAUGGGAAGCCGAGCUCUGUGGAAAAGGGGGAUUUCGAGACAAGCGAGGAUGUUAGCGACCUAAUCGAAUCAACAAUGGACCUAAUUGACAUUUCUCCGGAAAAAGAGAACGACUUGGUGGUGAUUACGGAAGUAACCGAUUCGGGUCGGGACCGGGUUGACCCGUUUCAGGAAGGGAAUUGCAUGAGCGAAGAUCAAACCGGAGAAUCAACGGUGAGCGAUGAUGAAGAAGACGACUAUUCCGGAUCGGAACCACCGCCGCGCCCAGAACCUAACUCAGCAGAUUCGUCUCUCCUUCUGUCUUUGGCUGGGCUAGUGUUCAAAGCAAUCGAAUUUCAAGUCAAUUUGAUGAUCGGCUUUGUAAAAUAUCCUCCAUUGUUGCUCAGCUGGUGCUUUCGCUUCUUCUUCGAUCCCUUUUUCACAAUUAAGCUUAUCAGACGCAUUUUAACGAAGAGGGUUUCUCUGGUAAGUGAUAUGAUAUUGGGAGCCUUUAAUCUAAGCUGGUUAAAAGAUACAAAACGAAUGUUGAGCGUUGCAUGCAAGUUUGGAUGGGGUUUGUGUUGGGCUGCUUAUGUAGGCAUUGUCUUGUUUGGCUUGCUGGUCACUGCGCUUAUGCUUGGUGGGUUUAUGAUAAACCGUAUCGCCCAUAAACCAUUCCUUGUCAAGGAGAUCUUGAAUUUCGACUACACCAAGAACAGUCCUGAAGCAUAUGUGCCUAUAACCUCGUGUGCUGGUGUUGCUUGUGAGGGAAGUUGCAAGGAAAGUAAUGAAAUGUGGCAGAUCAGAGGAUUGCGAGCUAUCCCUCGAGACCACAAGUUAGAGAUCGCUCUUGAAAUGACAUUGCCUGAGUCUGUCUACAAUAAAAACCUCGGCAUGUUUCAGGUUCGGGUGGAUUUCUUAUCUGCGGAUGGCCAAACGCUUGCUAGCAUAAGUCGUCCGUGCAUGUUAAGAUUCAGGAGCGAGCCAAUCCGUCUUGUUCAGACGUUCUUCAAAGUGGUUCCUUUGGUGACUGGUUACGUCUCUGAGAUCCAAACAUUGAGCUUGAAGUUGAACGGAUUUGUGGAAAAGGAGAUCCCCACUGCUUGCUUAAAGAUAAUGAUCGAACAACGGGCGGAGUUUCGUCCCGGAGCAGGUAUUCCAGAGCUGUACGACGCGUCUCUUUCGCUUCACUCUGAUCUUCCUUUCUUCAAAAGAAUCAUAUGGAAAUGGCGGAAGACUUUGUUCGUGUGGAUCAGCAUGAGCGUGUUCGUUACGGAAUUGCUUUUCACUUUGGUUUGUUGCAGACCUCUGAUCAUCCCGAGAACACAGCGUAGAGACAGAUCGCCGUUAAGCCUCACUGGAACUACCGGAGCUAGUUGGGUCAACAGUUGA